Penicillium chermesinum is the source of this 264-nucleotide messenger RNA. RefSeq lists its product as uncharacterized. The transcript has a single exon. The record is from RefSeq and is a predicted model, not a curated record. Bases 1 to 264 code for a protein of 87 amino acids. Lineage: Eukaryota; Fungi; Ascomycota; Eurotiomycetes; Eurotiales; Aspergillaceae.
AUGUCCAUCGAGUCUCCACCGGCUUCUCUCACGUUUCUUCUCACAGCACGAAACCAGAGCUCCCAAGGCCAAAUGCAUAAUCGCAACCUUCAGUAUGCCAGGACCAGGGGAGGGCGUACAAUGUCCGCUCUCACUGCAACUUACCAGUCCGGCGGCCGGGCCUGUAAUGAUCAGAACCCAGCGCACCACGUCCACAGAAUAUCAACCUCGAAACUCCAGACAACGCGGUUCGUGCCGCCCGCACAGGCCCGCGUGGUCGACUAA